Strongyloides ratti is the source of this 873-nucleotide messenger RNA. RefSeq names its product Ubiquitin thioesterase OTUB2. Gene Ontology annotation, molecular function: ubiquitin binding; cysteine-type deubiquitinase activity. NCBI's taxonomy places the organism in Eukaryota, Metazoa, Nematoda, Chromadorea, Rhabditida, Strongyloididae. Gene Ontology annotation, cellular component: nucleus. Gene Ontology annotation, biological process: protein K48-linked deubiquitination. The coding region runs from base 1 to 873 and encodes 290 amino acids. The transcript has 2 exons. The record is from RefSeq and is a predicted model, not a curated record.
AUGUCUGCUGAAAAUCAAAUACCACGAACAGUUAACGAAGUUACUAAUAAUGAAUUAGACGACAAUGGCAAAACAUUACAACAACAGUUACAGGAGAAUGAACAUUUACUAUAUGAGCAAUCAAGGAUAUUUUCAUUACAAAUUGAGGAUGAAGUAAGAAAUAAUCAAGAGUUAAUUGGACCAAAAUCAAAUAUAUUAACUUUGGUUGAGGCAUAUGUUCCUGAGACAUCACCAGAAUAUUCUAAAAAAGCUGUACAAUUAUCAAAUACAUAUGGACAUGUGAGGCGUGUCCGUGGUGAUGGAAAUUGUUUCUAUAGAUCAAUUUUGACAGCACUCCUUGAAAAAUGUUUAACUGAUAAAAGUUUACUAGAACAAUUUAAAAAACUAGCAGGAGAAUGGAGAGAUAAAUUUUUUGCUAUGGGUUUUCCUGAAUUGACGACCUCAGAUUUUUGUGAUAGUAUUGAUGAAUUGUUAAAAGAUUUAGGAAAUGAUGUUUAUGAUUGUAAUUCAUUAAUGGUAACAUUAGGUGAUGAAAAUAUUGCUAAUUAUUAUGUUGCAUACAUGAGAAUAUUAACAUCAGCUUUUUUAAGAGAAAAUAAGGAGUUGUAUGAAGGUUUUAUUGAAGGUGAAAGGACAAUGGAGGCAUUUUGUUUGGAUGAGGUAGAACCUAUGUGGAAGGAAUGCGAUCAUAUCACAAUAAUUGCUCUUGUAAAUGCUUUAAAAGUUAACAUUCGUAUUGAAUAUAUGGAUCAAAGUCACAGUCCAGAAGGUGGUAUUCACUAUGAUAUUUGUGGUAGUGAUUCCCCUAACACAGAACCAUUUUUAUUUUUCCUUUACAGACCAGGGCAUUAUGAUAUUUUGUAUAAAGACUAA